AUGGCAAAUAUGUAUUUUAGAAACUAAAAUAAUCUUAUUUGUGAUUUCUUGAUAGGAAGCAAGACUUCUUUUUCUAUUUCACCAUGUCAUAUAGCAGAACAUUACGAUGAAUAAAUCAGUAAUGUAAAAGAUAGCUUUGAUACCCUCUAAAAACUCACUCUCAGGAUAGAUUUAGGAAGUCCAUCACUUGUCACUAGUAUAAGAAUAAUUAUGACAGAGUAAGAGGCAGCAGAAAAGAAGUUUACGUUAUUAGAAGUAUUAGGAAACUAAUUAGGGGAAAAUACUGAAUUUUAAAGACUUUUGAGAUUAGAUUCUAUACAAGAUUAAGGAGGAGAACUAUCUGCUUAUGGAGCUUCUUUAAAAACACUCCAAACUCAAAAGAUUAAAAAUUAAAUGAAAGUUCAAGUAUAUGGUGUCACUAAAGUUCUAUAAAUAUCUUACCUUAUAAAUAAGAGUGAGUUUUUAAAUAAUAGCUCUCAAGAAUAAAGCUAAGAUGGGUGUUUGGUAAUGUAUUAAGAUUAAAAUUUAGAUAAGAAUAUAGAAUUAGAAUAAGGCUCUGAGGAGUUUAAAAAAUUAUUUGAUAGCAUAUAAAUAUAUGGAUAUAGUCUCUUUCUAAGUCCUCCAUCGAAUUAAUGCAUACAUUUGCUUAAUAUUUCUAAUUUAUUUCAGAAAAACAAUAGAAAGGAAGAGGCUAUUGAGACAGAUAUAAUUUUAGGUUAUUCAUUAAUGUCAUAAAGAAAGUAUAUUUAAGCAGCAGAAAUAUUCAAAAGAUGCAGUCUUUAUUUUUAUAAAUAAUAUGAGAAUACUGCUUAAAAAAAAAACAAUUUAUAAGAAAAUUUUUAAUCUACUCCUAAUUAAACCUUCCAAGAUACUUCAAAACCAUUGAUUUUUUCUCCAAAUUAAAAAAAUGAAUUUAAUGAAGAUACGUUUAACUAAACAAAUAUCUUUAGUAGCACUAACUAUUAAGGAUGUGGAACUAGUAAUUAAAAGCUACUAAGAGCAGCAAAGUUAGAAUUGCUUGUUGCUGAUUGUAUCAGAUAGCCUUAACUUCAAAAUUAAAAAGUAUAGGCUUAUUUAAGAGCCACAGAAUACUUUUAAGGGUAACGUUUAAAUAUUAAUCUCUCUCAAUAAAAUGCAGAUCCAUAUACAAAUAUCUUAAUAUUAUGUCCCUAUUUGUGCAAAUUUCUUUUGAGAACUCUUGAUGAGAGAAUAGAUCCUUUAAGAAUAUCUGCAAUUAAAGGGAUAGAAUUUUUAAUUGAGAAUUUAGGAUGCACUAUUAGCAGUUAGCUUCCUUAGAUAUUAAAAUAAGUCAUUCUUACAUAUCCCUUGAUCCCAGCUUUUUCAAUAGAGCCUAACAAACAAUUUGAUGAAGAGGAUGAUUAUUAAGAAGAAGAUGAAGAAGAUAAUGAGGAUAUUAUUGAUAGGUAUGAAGAAGGAAAUUUUUAAGAAAUAGAGCAUGAAAUAAAUGAAGAAGAAGACUAAUUUGCUCGCUAAAAUAAAAGGCCAAAAAAAGCAAAAAAAGGAAAUGGCUUCAAUAAUUUUCCAAAAUCCUUAUAAUCCCAAGCUUCUAUAAAUUAAAAAGUGAUAUUUGAUAUGUACCAUCAUUUGCUAGAUCAGUUUUUAAAUUUGUUAGCAUCAGCAUCUUCUUAAAUAUUGAGAUCAAUAUUCAAUGAUGUAAUUUCCACUUAGCUAUUUAAUAACGAGGUUGCUCAUGAUGUUAAAAUUUAUUUGUGUAAAAUCACAGAUAAAAUUAUUAGUAUAUGUUAAGGAGAUCUAACUGUAACACCUUAAUUCAUUACUAAUAUGAUGAAUUAUCUUUUAAAUACUCAAUAACAAUAGCAGUUUACAAAUUAAUUCAAAUAGCAUUUGGAAAGGACUUGGGAUAAUAUUAAAUAAAAGCUUCUUUCAAACUUAGAACUUUCACAAGCCAAUAAAAUUAUUGAUUUAAUUUCAGAAAACUUGUAAAAUAUACUUGAUAACUAAGGAGAAGGUGUUGAAAAAUCAUCGAAAAGAGAAUCGUAAAUAGACUAAGAUACAGAAUUUAACUUUUGGAUAGAAAUUACUUCUAUUGUACUUCAAAGAGAAAAGAGAACUUAAGAAAAUUUACCAAGUAAUUUUGCUCGCUAUUAUAAAAAGCUAGAAAUGUCUUAGGAAAAUUUAAAUUUAAAAAUACUAAUCCAUCCCUACUUAUAAAUUUUAGAGCUCACCUUAGCCCACCCUUAAGGAAUAGAUACUUUUAAGCUAAUAUGGUCAAUAAUUAUUGAUAUCCUUACUUCAGCCAGUUCUAAAUAAUAAACUGAAUACACUCUUGGUGAAGUCACUUACUCAAUUCUGAAUAAAACUAAGCAGUUUAUUGCAAACCAUCCUCCUCCUGUUUUACAAUUAGAUGCAUUAAUAAUUAUCAUUUCCUCCCUACCUCAAAAAGAAAUAGAUAUUGGUUUGAAAAGAGAAAUGCUUGAUUUUUUACAAAUUAUCUUAGGAUAUGUCCCUCACUCUAUAUUUGAAGAAAUUUUUUUUCUUGUUGAUUGUUUAAUUGAAAAAAUUGAUUAGCUUGACUAUAAUUUAAUAGAAAAAAUACUCUCUGUUUUAAUUGACCAAUAUACUAUGAAAAACAAAACUUAAAAGAAAGUGGCUUCCAAUUUCAUCUCUAAGAUAAUGAAACCUGAGUCUCAAUCAAAACAAAUCAAUUAUUUUUAAUAGAUAUUGGAAAUUUGUUUAGUAAAAAAUGUAGAACCUUACAAAGAUGAUCCUAGUUCUAGUGAUUUAAUUUAAGUUAAAGGGAAAGCCUAAGUAAUCAAAACUAGACAAAACAAAAAAAAUACUGAUACAAAGCAGUUUGAAAAAGAUUAUGAUAUUUUUAUUGAUAAGCUAUCUUUUCUCUAAGAUUGCUUAGAUCAUUUAAAGUAAACUCAUUUUGUGGGUUUAAUAAGUAAAAAUCAAGACUCAGUAAUCUCCGAUUCGAUUAUCAAGCUUAUCAACAGUGGAGACUCCAGAGUUAGAAUGAAAGGUUUUUCUAUUAUCAAAAAGAUCCACGAGCAUUUUGUUGAAUUAACUGAAGUAUAAAUUAGAUAAAUAGAAAAAUUGCUUGGAAAUUAUUUAAAUAGUUCAUUUUUAUCCAAGCAAAAUUAAUUUGCACCUUCUUUUUAAGAAGAAUGGUAUAACAGUUCUAAAAAUGAAAGUGAUAAAAAAUCUAUUUAGGGUAAUAAAAAUCAAAGUAAAAUUAGCACGAGUAUGAAUUCAAAAUAUGAUUAAAGUGCUUAGCUAGAUUAAACUAUUUUAAAUAAGCAGCAAAAAGAAGAAGUUGAUUAGAGUAAGGCAAAAAAACGUGUAUUUUCUUUUGCAAAAAUUAUGAUAACAAAGUUAAUAAUUGCUUGCUUAAAAGCUUCUUUUGAAAAUUUAAAAGAUCCAAAAUAAUAAUUUAAUUCUCUUGUUCUCAUGGAUUAGUUUUUUUAGAAUUUAUUUGGUGGACCUGAUCUUGAAAGUGAAUUGAAGUUUGCUAAUUAGGUUCUAAACCCGAACAAGCAUCAAAAGACUUAAAAAAAAGUACAGAUUCUUGAUUUAGAAACUUACGAAUUCACUAUUGAUUAAUAUUUCGACUACGAUAAUGAGUGGUAUCUUCAUAUGAGGUUAAAUUAAAUUUUAAAAUUCUGGCCCCUGCUUUAAAAUCUUGUUAACUCUCCAUGGAGUAAUAUCAGAAGUUUGACCUAUGGUGUUAUCUGCAACUGGGUUAGGGCAGACCUCAAUCACUAUAAAAGUUCAAACUAAAAAAAAUUUCUAUAAAUUUUAUUUAGAUUGUUGCUAAGUUUACUUUAGAGUAAAGAAAGUGAAUGUAGAACUGGAGGUUUAAAUAUUUUAGGAUCUCUAUGCGGAUUAAGUUAUAAUUUUGACGAUAAAGUAGAUGAAAUGAAAAAUUAUCUCCAUUUUUUUAGAAGACACGAAAAUUUAAUAUCAUUAGCUAUUUGGGAAACAGUUUAUGACAUUUAAAGUGAUUGGGAUGUAACCAACUAAGCAGCAGCUAUGAUUAUAAUUUAAAUAUGUGCUCCUAGAGAUUCUAUAAAGCAUUUUUUCAGACUUAAAUAAGAAGAUAUCAAUAUGAGAAGCAAUUAUCACUCAUACAGCUAAAACAAUAUACAUUCUCAUUUAUCUUCUAAAGAAAAUAGGUCUACUACUCCUAUAAUUUUUUAGGGAAAGGAAGAAGAUUAGAUAAUAAAUGACUCUGGAAUUAUGAAUAGAUCAGUCAAAUAAAGUAAUCAUCAAACUAGUUAAAAUUUAUUUAUUGGAAAUAAUGAAAGUACGCCAAGUCGCGGCAUGUUUAAUUAACUAGCAGCAGAAGAUGAUAAAUAAAGCAAUUUAUAUAAUAACAAUAAUAUCUCAAGUGAUAGUAUAGGAGCUGAUUAGCCUUAAUUAUAGAGUGAAGAGGAGCUAAGUGAAGUAAAUUUAGAUUAGGAAGAUAGCUAGGAUGGAAACUUAAGCAAAAACUAGAAUUAAGAUGGUCUUUUUUGGUUUGAUACAGCUUCUGAAAAAGAAAUUAGAGAUAUGAUUUCUAUGUUUAAAGGAGAAUAAAAACCACCAGUAACUUUAUGGAUAGAAAGAGAUACAUAUAAUACUGAGCAUAAGCCUGAGGGGACAACUACAACUGAGGUUAUUACUUAUACUAUGAACGAAGAAGAAGAUGCUGGUAUAUAUGGAUACUUUGAUGAGGUAGGUUUAAAUUAAAAUAACUAAAAUGGUUCUUCAAAUAAUAGCAACAAUAAUAAUCUCAAUAAUAUUACAGAAGAAUACAUUUAAUAGCAGCAGUAGCAAUUUUAAUAAAUGAAAAAAAAUAACAAUUUAGGACUUGAUUUUUUGUAGGACAGAAGUAAGGAAAUUAAAUUAUUUAAUAAGCAAGAAAAUAACAAUUCUGAUUAGAAAAUCGAAAGAAAAUUUGAAUAGGCGAAAGAUAAGUAAUUACCUUAAAAUUAGAACAUUUAGGGAAAUUAAUAAGCAUAAAUUUAAGGAAAUGCAAACAAAAAGUUCAACAGGUUUGAUGAUGAAGAUUUAGAUUAUGAUAAGCUUGGAAUUAUUGAAAUGGAAGAUGAUGAACAUUUUAUUGAUGAUUAUGAAAAAAAAUACUAAGAAUAUAAGAGACAUAAAAAUCCAUCCUAGUUUAAUAAUAAUAAUUAAAAAGCAAUGUCAGACAGUAAUAGACCUCAAACUGGGAGAUAAGUAUAAAGAAAUUCUUAGUCUAAAUAAUAAAAUUUAGUUGAGGAUACUUAGUAGCAAGUUAGCAACGAAUUGCAAAAAAUUUAAGGAAAUAUAAAAAUAGAAAAUGUUGAAAGUAAUGAAAAAAAUAGUAAUUUCAGUAAAAAUAAUUUAUCUUUAAGCUAAAAUUAGCAAAAUUAAAUAAAAGAGCAGCAUUUAACUGGAAGUGAUUCAAAAAAUAAAAAUAUAGCGACAGAUAACAUAAACAAUAGUAAAGUUAAUUAAGGAAGCUAGGAAUUAUAAGAUAAUCAAAAUUAAAAAGAUACACUAAAGUUUUAUAAAUAGCAAACCAAGCAGGAUGGUUCACCAUCUACAAAUUCAAAUGUUCUCGAAUAAAAAAAAAUUUAAUAAAAUGAUCAGAUAUAAUCAUUUGAGAAAAGACAAAAUAAAAAUUACUAAGAUUAUGAAUACUAUGAAGAAGAUUAUAAUGAUGAGGAAUAACAGUACGAAGAUGAAGAUGAAGAAGAAAUAGAAGAGGAUAUAUAAGAAGAUGAUACUGAGUAAAAUUCAUAAAAUGGCUAAUAUAACUAGAACUAGUAUUAAAACUUAAAAUAUAAUGGCUUUAUUAAAAUAGAGCACAACAGUAAUAAAUAGCAAAAUCUUACAAAAAAAGAUAAUUCAAGAUAUGCUUCAAAUUAUACUAAUGUUACAGAAAAAAACUCACAAUAAUCAUCUUAAUAAUAAAAUAGCUCAGGAAAGAGAUUAAAGGAUGAUUUAUAACCAAUAAACUGUGUAGAGUCUGAAGCAUAAAAGCAGGUUUUAUUUAAUUAAAGAAUGCAUUUCAGAGAAGCAAUAAUGAGUGAUGAAAAUAAGGAGUCUUUAAGCUAUACUUAGAGUUCUUAGCCUAAUCAAAAAAGGAGAGAUACAUUUGAAGUAACUUUAAGUUUUUCGGACAGUAGUAUUUUUAGAGAUGAGCACACUGACAAAACUUUAACAAAAGAAGAUGAACCAAGUUAAAUUUAAAUGCAAUAAUAGUUUUUUAAUAAUAAAGCAUAAGAUACUGGUAAUGCUGAGAAUAAUUUGGCUGACAGUUCUUAAAAGUAAAAUAACAGCUAAAAUUUAAGUAACUAAAUCCAAUAGCAGAAUUAAUAAUAAAGAUCUUCAACUCCCUAGAAUUAGAAAGGAUAGUAAAUUUAAAUGAAUAAUUACUUUGCUAACUAACCCUUUGUAUAGCCUUAAUAAAUAAAACAAGAAUAAUAAAACAGUAAAAAUAGCUACAAAUAAUCCAACUAAAAUAAUGUAGUAAAAUCUUAAUCUCCAAUCAAUCAUAAUCAAACAAUAAAAGCACCUAUGUCACAAAAAUAAGAUAAUGAUAAUUCUAACAUUUUAAAUAGAACUUCACCUCUACCAACCACUCACUAAAAGAGUACUGAUAAAUAAAAUCUUCCUCCUAACAACACACCAAGAAUUAAUCAACCAAGUAAAUCUCCUGUUCAUGCAUAAAAUAUUUAAGAAUCUAAUUUAAAUAAAUCUAAAUUAGGAAAUAAUAAUUAAAAUCAUUAUAAUUCAAACGAAAUUAGUGUUUCUGGAUAAAAUAAAAAAAAUAAUAAAAAUACAUUUUCACCUUAAGAAAGAGGAGAUGUUCAGAUAUUACAAUAAAAGCAGUAAUCACCUUAUAAAUAGUAAGUAUAAGAGACAAUAGAAAAACAAAGAUUAAACUACCAUCAUAGCAAUGAUUCAAAUAAUUAGACUGAAAAUACCUAGCUCUAGCUGUUAAAUGCUAUUUAAAAUUAAUCUCAACAUAACAAAUCAUUUUAAGGAGGAAGUAAAUCUCCAUCUUCAACCAAAAAUCAAUAGAAAUAGAUUAGGUAGUCACCUACAUAAAAUACCUCAAAUUAAAAUAAUUAACUGCUAAAACAUUUAUUAAAGCACCCUACAUCAACUAAAAACUAAUAGUUAGAUAUAAGUGAUGAAUCAAGUUCCAAAUAAAAAUCUAAGUCGAGAUCUAAAGAAAAAAAUUAAUAAGGAUAAUAAAGGUAUUAAGCCUUCUAAAAUAAUUUAGAGUUAAAUAUCGUACAAGGCUAAGAGUUUAUAGUUGCUUCUAGUGCCUCUUCGAAGAGCUAGGGAAGGUCAUAAAAAGUUGAUUUUUUUAGAAAAAAUAACCAAUAUUAAACGCUUUCUAACUCUCAUUCUCCAUAUUAGACAAUGAAUAUCUAAGCUGGUGGAGGCUCUUCUUCUACCAAACAUUAAAAGUCUACUUCAAAGAGUAGAUCGAAAUCAAAUGGUAAAAAAAGGAAUGGUUAAAAGACAACAUCAGUCACUCCAAGCGGUUUCUUCAAAAAUAGAACUCCUUCGCAUUCUCCACCAACUUCCACUGGUAAAAACAAUAUUUUGAGUCAACUGAGAUUGUAAGGCUCAAACAGUGGUGGUAAGUCGAGAUCAUUAGAAAAAAAUACAAGUAGUAACUUAAGCUCUACUUUUAAUAAUACUAUCUCUAGUGUUAUUAAUGGAAUUAACAAUAAUAGCUCUACAAAUCCUUGCAAACCUCCCUUGAAAACUAAUAGUGCCAAUAUUGUAGCAGGAAACUGCUUUUAGAAUACUGUCUCAAAUUCUAAUAAAAAUAAUUUAAAUCUACAUAGCAUUGAUAAAUUAUAUAAAACAGACUUUUUAAGCAGGUUGCUUGAUUCUACAAAAUCCAAUGUUUCUUCUAAAAAGACUACAAACAUUACACCUAAAUCUUGUAAAACAAAAAUAUCUAGCUCAAGAAACUCUAAAUCUAAAGAGAACAAUAGCAGUUCUAUUUAAUGCGCUAACAACCAAAGCUACUAUAGCAACUAAAAUAACCCCAAUUCAAUUACCAUAAAUAGUUAAUCAUACAAUAACAUGAGUAAUAGUAACUUUUCAUUUGCAGGAAACCAUUAAAAGGAUAGCUACUCUCCUUAGUAAUCAGCUUAGUUUGAUGAUGAAGUCCACUAACAAUUUUCAUAUGAUGAUAACGCCUAUAGUAAUAUGGGUGGAGGUGAUUCUAAAAACUGCACUCUUGAUCUUGCAGAUGCAUUUUAAAAUUUCGAUAACCAACACAUGAUUCCUCUUAAACAAUAAUCUCUAAAUAAUACUUAAAAUAUUUCUAAUUAAAAUAUAAAUGACCAAUCACAAUAAAAAUAUCUUAUUGCUUAAAUAGCUUAAAAAAAUAAUUAGCUUACAAAUAAAUUAUAAGUAAUGCCAUUAAAAUAGAACAUCUAAGCAAAUGCUAAUUAAUAAAUAAGAUCAAGCAGAAGAGGUUCUGAAGGAAACUGCUUUCCAGUCUAAAACCAUUUAGAUAUUUAAUAAAAUAGCUUUCUUCAGUACUAGUAACCUUUACAAUAAAAUUUUAUAAUUUAGCACUAGCAGCAAUAAGUAAUAUUGUAAAACUAAUAUUACCCAUAAAAAUCAUUAGAGAAUAAAGAAAAUCAUUUUGAAAACUCAGCAGAUGAAUUGUUGGAUGUUUUAACCAAAUAAAGAAAUCAAAGAAGCACUUCUGCAAAAUCAAAAAAAAGAAGUACUUCUGGAGGGAAAAAUUCUUCUUAAUAAUCUUAAGCGAAUUCUAAAAAUACUAAAGGUCCUUCUAAUUCAUCUAAUUCUGCUAACAGAGUAAAAGUAGUAAGCAUCUCUUAGCAGGGUUAAGAAAAACUUAAUAAAUUCGAACCUUACAAAUAACCUCUUAGUCCUAGUAGAAAAAAGAAAUUAUCUCCUAAUUAAAGACCAUAGUCUAGCAUUUAUUAACAUAAUGUUUAAUAAAUUAAUUAGUAGCAGCAGCUCUCUGUUUCUUCAGUUUUGAAUUCAAACCAUUUUUCUUCGACAUCACAAGACUCAUCAUACCUUUAGGGUUAGUUAAAAAAUAAUUUCAAUCAAACUGCUGCAAGCCAAACAAGUCAUAAUAAUUCAUUUUAAUCAUAUAAUAAACCUCCUUUAGUUAAGAAGUAGUAAUAAAAUAAUAGCAGAGAAAAAGAAAGUAAUUUAUAAAAUUCAGGAAUAUUCAUUGGUGGAAACGCAUAAUAAUAAAUUAAUCAAGCAAUUAGUAAUAAUAAUUCUUUUUAUGUGUAAGAAAGAAAUCCAAUAGCUUAAAAAAAGAAGAAAAAGAUUUAAUUUAAUUAGAAUCACUCCUUCGACGACUCAUUAAUUAACACAACUUUAUGA
Messenger RNA from Tetrahymena thermophila SB210, 9357 nucleotides. RefSeq lists its product as hypothetical. The record is from RefSeq and is a predicted model, not a curated record. The transcript is spliced from 10 exons. NCBI's taxonomy places the organism in Eukaryota, Ciliophora, Oligohymenophorea, Hymenostomatida, Tetrahymenidae.